Ostertagia ostertagi is the source of this 318-nucleotide messenger RNA. NCBI's taxonomy places the organism in Eukaryota, Metazoa, Nematoda, Chromadorea, Rhabditida, Trichostrongylidae. The record is from the annotation of a GenBank genome assembly.
AUGCGCUGCUACAUCUUAAUCUUCUACUUUUCUGCGCUGCCCAGAUGCCAUAGCCUUCUUGGCUUCGGUACAACUCAGUCGGUUGCAGUUGAAGGUGAACUUCAGUGCAAGGGCUAUCCAGCAACGAACGUCCAAGUCAUAUUGUUUGAUAGAGGAUUGCUGUUCGACACCAAAAUGGCCACAACUCGAACCGACCCUCACGGGAAAUUUCGUCUAUCUGGAUGGAAGAGUGAAUUCUCAAAGAUCGAUCCAAAGAUCCACAUUUAUCACAUGUGUAACCACGGAGGGGUGAGAGCUGUUUCAUAUGAUAACUGUUGA